Messenger RNA from Hippocampus zosterae (dwarf seahorse), 2701 nucleotides. RefSeq names its product solute carrier family 17 member 7a (gene slc17a7a). Gene Ontology annotation, cellular component: excitatory synapse; synaptic vesicle membrane. The record is from RefSeq and is a predicted model, not a curated record. The transcript is spliced from 13 exons. Gene Ontology annotation, molecular function: L-glutamate transmembrane transporter activity; neurotransmitter transmembrane transporter activity. Lineage: Eukaryota; Metazoa; Chordata; Actinopteri; Syngnathiformes; Syngnathidae. Gene Ontology annotation, biological process: monoatomic anion transport; neurotransmitter loading into synaptic vesicle; synaptic transmission, glutamatergic. The coding region runs from base 862 to 2577 and encodes 571 amino acids.
CCACAAAAAAAUAAAUGACCAAUUCGCAAAUACCAAACCAGCAAUAUUUAGAGGUUGAUGCCAGUCUGUUUGUGAGGACCAAUUCGAGUUGUAAAGAACUCUUUCCCUGAAGUUGAGGACUAUUUGAUGGAUCCUCAUGUGGAUCCGUGUUUUUUUUUUUUUUGGGUGGACGGAGUUCUUGAUAAGAUCCUUACAUAUGUGCGCAUGUAUUACCUUGACUGUAAAAAGGCCUAUAUUUCGCCAUCUUGAAUGUGAUGCUGUAAAUUCGACGUAUUGUGUAGAUGCAGAUUUUAUUAAACAUUCUUGUAGGCAGCAACUUGAUUUAAUUUAAUGGACUAACUUGAUACAAAUCCAGCUACAUGCUGUUUAUUGGAUGAUUUCACAGUGACUUUUUGUUUUGUGACAUUUAUUAAUACAUUAGCUAAAGUUGAGGUACGCUCAUACGGUCAGAAACUAGUUUGCAGUUUUAUUUUUAACUAACUCUCGGAAUGAGCACUAUGGAAAUAAGUAAAAGACAGAAAGUAUGUUGUUUUAUUCAAACGGGUAUUAUACAAAGUGACAAUCAAAAUGCAUUUGUUCGUUUUACUUUAGAACAUUUUAGAGUCUGUGGACCUUUAACUUUUUACUCACUUCUAACUUUCUCCAGGUUGUUUUUUUUUUCAAACAAGUGUCUGUACCGACUUACUUGAGUGCUUAAUUUUCAAAUACUUUUGCCAGCUUGAAACAAAUCCCACGAAAACGUCGUCGUGGCUCUUCAUCUCCCAGUCGGGAGUCGCGAGAGCGAGCAUGCGGCCAUGUGCGCGUGUUCUGUGCGCGUUCACGCGAGAGAGGAGCACACGGGCCGGCUGAGCAGCAAGAAGGAUGGAGGUCCGACCCGACAGGUUCAAGGCGGUCGCGGCCAAAACUCUGGGCAGAAUAAACAGGUUGAUUGACAAGCGGCAGCCCAAUGGAGAAACCAUCGAGCUGUCUGCCGAGGGCCGUCCCGAGCUGGUGCAGGAGAAGGAGCUGCCCGUGGUGGACUGCACCUGCUUCGGCUUGCCCAGGCGCUACAUCAUCGCCAUCCUAUCCGGCCUGGGCUUCUGCAUCUCCUUCGGCAUCCGCUGCAAUCUGGGCGUGGCCAUCGUAAGCAUGGUCAACGACCACACCGUCUACAAAGGCAACAAGGAAGUGCUCGUGGCUGCACAGUUCACUUGGGAUCCGGAGACGGUGGGCAUGAUCCACGGUUCCUUCUUCUGGGGCUACAUCGUCACGCAGAUCCCCGGAGGUUUUAUAUGUCAGAAAUUCGCAGCCAACAGAGUGUUUGGCUUUGCCAUCGUGGCCACGUCCACCCUCAACAUGCUGAUCCCAUCUGCCGCUCGCUGCCAUUACAGUUGCGUCAUACUGGUCCGAAUAUGUCAAGGCCUUGUUGAGGGUGUGUCGUACCCGGCCUGCCACGGCAUUUGGGCAAAGUGGGCUCCUCCCCUCGAGAGAAGUCGAUUAGCCACCACGGCCUUUUGUGGAUCUUAUGCAGGGGCGGUGGUGGCCAUGCCUUUAGCUGGGAUACUGGUGCAAUACACUGGGUGGCCUUCUGUAUUCUACGUCUAUGGCAGCUUUGGAAUAUUCUGGUACUUGUUCUGGAUCCUGGUGUCCUAUGAGAGUCCGGCCGCCCAUCCCACGAUCACGCCGGAGGAGAGGAAGUACAUUGAAGAUGCCAUCGGAGAGUCCGCGUCGUUUCUCAACCCUCUACAGAAAUUUAAGACGCCGUGGAGGCAGUUUUUCACCUCCAUGCCUGUCUAUGCCAUCAUUGUGGCCAACUUCUGCAGGAGCUGGACCUUCUACCUGCUUCUCAUCAGCCAGCCGGCCUACUUCGAAGAAGUCUUCGGCUUCGAGAUCAGCAAGGUGGGCAUGGUGUCAGCUUUGCCCCAUCUCGUGAUGACCAUCAUCGUUCCCCUGGGGGGCCAGCUGGCGGACUACCUUCGAACCCACAACUUGAUGACCACCACCAAUGUUAGGAAACUGAUGAACUGCGGAGGUUUUGGCAUGGAGGCCACCCUCCUACUCGUGGUGGGAUAUUCUCACACAAAAGGCGUCGCGAUCUCCUUCCUGGUGCUUGCCGUCGGCUUUAGCGGCUUUGCUAUCUCAGGUUUUAAUGUCAACCACUUGGACAUUGCACCUCGAUACGCCAGCAUUCUAAUGGGUAUCUCAAACGGGGUGGGAACGCUGUCUGGAAUGGUUUGUCCUCUAAUAGUGGGAGCCAUGACCAAACAUAAGACACGCGAGGAAUGGCAAUACGUCUUCCUUAUAGCGUCCCUGGUUCACUACGGAGGAGUUGUUUUCUAUGGACUUUUCGCAUCGGGAGAAAAGCAGCCAUGGGCCGACAUCGAAGACACCAGCCAGGAGAAGUGCGGCAUCAUCGAUGAAGACGAGCUUGCCAACGAGACGGAGGAUCUCUACCGAAGCGGCGGCGGCCAGUACGGGGCGAUGAGUCAACAGGCGGUCGGUUCAAACGGAGGCGGGGCCGCGGGAGGCGGGGCCGGAUGGGUGACGGACUGGGAUAGAUCCGAGGAGUAUGUGCAGCCGCCUGGAUACAACUCAUAGAAGUGCGGCGGAGUGGAGGAGACGAAGCUGACGUAGACGAGGGACUGACUUGAUACAAGUGUGUACGAAACAAGGAAAAAAAAAUGCGGAAACGGGAAGAGGAGAACUUGCUGCGCACUUUUGA